GGGACAGCGGCUGCCGGCCGGGACCGGGGAGCCGGCAUUGUCCCUGGCCGGAGGGAAGGAAGGGGGUGCCGCGGAGGGGACGGAAGAGGGAAUGUUUUGUUUGUUCUCAAAUGCUGGAUAUGCUGGGUCAAUGAACUGUUAAUCCAGGAAGCAGAGUUGAGAGGACAAACUGAGAAGACAUUAUAACGAUGGCAAGCAGGAAUGCAACACUUUCCCAGAAGUCUCUCAUCUAGGGAAACGUGCAAGAAAGCAACCUUUGUGACUCUUUAAACGGCUGACUGUAACCUGGUCCAGGUUUGUCAGUGCCUGCUGAAAAAGACUUCUAGAACUUUAAAGCAGGCUACAAGACUGUCCUCAGCAGGAUCCAAGAUCUUCCCAGACACUUUACCAGCCCUACACACAGAACAAGAUGAUUGACCUAAGCUUCCUAACAGAGGAGGAACAAGAGGCAAUAAUGAAAGUGCUGCAACGGGAUGCAGAGCUUAAAAGAACUGAAGAAGAGAGAGUCAGGCAUUUACCAGAAAAAGUCAAAGACCAUGUUCAGCUAAAGAAUAUGAGUGGGCAGUGGUUUUAUGAGGCCAAGUCAAAGAGGCACAGGGAUAAGAUCCAUGGAGCAGACAUUAUCAGAGCUUCCAUGCGCAGGAAACCUGCCACCAUCGCUGAAGUGGCUCAGAACAAAAGAAGCAAAGCAAAGAUCAGCUGGGUGAACAAUGUUAAUAAAGAAGGCUUCGUGCCACCAGAUCUACAUGGCAUUGUGGAACAUCAAGAAGAAGAGCAACAGAAAGCUAGUUUGAGUUCUAAAGAAGCAAGCCCUGUGUUAAACAAACCAGAGGAAAGACCUGUGAAGGCAGCAGUCUCAUCAGUAAGGCAAAGGAGAAAUCCAUUUAAUUCCACUACAUCAGAUGAUAACUUGAACAAUGGGGAAUCAGAAGACAGACCAGCCAUUGUACCUCAGCUAUCAAAGAAGGAAAUUUGGUCAGUCUCAGAAGACAGCCCACCUAAAUCAAACUUACAAAAUGAUGAAUCAGAUAAACCUGAGAAGCCUUUUGUAGAACUUACUGAUCCAUCACAGAAGGAACUAGUUAAUCGUCCUGUCCCAAAAGCUAGGAAACUAAUUCACAAAGCAGCAGAUUCUGUAUCACAAAGAGAAGACCUUGCUCCCAAACCAACCAAGCAGACCGAGAGGAUUAAUGGCAUUGGUACCCCACCCAGGGGCAUUCUGAAACGCAGCUCAAGCUCAAGUUCCACUGACUCAGAAGUUCGGGUCAGUCAGAUGUUAGAUGUCCAGAAAAGGAAUGAUCUUUCUACCACAACUAUUUUUGAAGGGGAAGGUGAGAAGAACUCUGUUGUGGAAGAAGCAGAAGAUUCCACACAAAACUCACUGGAAAAACUGAAACAAGUGAGGUUUUCAUCUAGCUCAGGUAAAGGAAAACCUCUGCAAAGCCCACAGCUAUGCCAUGUUAAAGAAAAAGGAGACCAUGAUAUCUUAAAACCUGACAAAAAAAAGAAUAGUGGAAAUUGUGCUGUUCAAUCAGAUUCACUUGGUGAUAGGCAAAUUCCUGCUGCAAAGCCUUUGGGAACCUAUUUAUCAGCUUUACAAAUGAAAACAAUAGAUGGCUUACAAGAAGACACAUCUGCAUCUAGCCCUCGUGACAGUAACAGAUCAGUCUUCCCAGUUAGUGAAAGCUUCCAGACAAAUACAAUUACUCCCAAGAAACUUGAAACCCCACAGAAGACCUCCAGCAAUAUCCUGUCAAACAGCAAUAAUGAACAGAGUGUUAAUGAGACACAUGAAAAAAAAUCCAACCAGAUCCUGAUCCAACCAGAUAGACAUCAACUCUUGGCUGAAACAGAAGCAUGUGAAAUGUCCAAUACCAAUUCUACAAGUCUUCAACAAGGUAAGCCUGAUCUUGUUGAGGAGAGAGAUGCUAAAACCAUUUUCAAGCCUGGAAAACAUGCUGAUGAACUUGUGAAAGUGGACAAUGAAUCUGUAUCAAAAGUUUUAGACUGGUUUAGAAGAAGUUCUAGUACUGAAGAUGAGGAACUUGUAUCAAUGAAGUCCCAAGGCAGGGAGCCCAGAGAGGAAGUGGACGUGUCAAUCAGAAGAGCAGUUCUUCCUACAGAACACAGUGGGCCUGGCAUGCAUGGAACAACAAAAGAUACAGAAGAGAGACCAUUUGGAAAGAUUAAACAACAGAGCAGUAUUUCAUCUACAUCCUUUACUUCAGAAAACAUACAGCUGAUAAAGGAGAGGGUGAAGCCUAAGAAAGAGGAAGCAAAUAAGAAGCAAAAUGAUAAAUUGCUAACUGAAUUUGGUUGUACAAGAGUUGAAGAAAAAGAACAUGGUCAAGAAAUCAAACAACAAAAUCUGAAAUCAAAUCUCUUGGAACAUCAAGGGCACAAACUACUGUCUCAGAAAUGUGAAUCAGAGAAGGCAAUACAAGAAAAAAGAAGAAUAAGGGAGAUCAGAGCUUUCUGGGAAAGGGAUAAAACUAUACCCAGUCACAGAGAGAAAGGAGUUAGUAUCAAUACUGAUGCAUCAGGUGGCUGUGCAUUGACAGGUCUCAGAGAAAGUGACAAACUGAAACAAUCUGCAGUGUAUCUACCUAAGGCAUUGCAUGAUCAGUGCAAGAACACAUUAAGAAGUCCUGAAGUAAGUUGUGCAAGCCAGGCGUCAAGAAACAAAAGUCAGCACCCUCUUGAAUCUGGACCAGGCUGUGCAUUUGGAAAGGCAGAAGGGACACUUCAGUUUGAUGAAGUUUGUGACUGUACAGAACUCCCAAAAGCCAGUAACUUGCAUCCCAGAGCUGGUGUCACUUCAGUUUCAUCAAAAAGCAAAGACAAAGAUGAAAAGGAGACUCUUAAAGGAAAAGUUCCUGCUUCUUCCCAACAGAAGCCAAACUUCCAGGUUUUGUCUUUAAAAGAAAAGAUGAAUGAGAAGUCCAGGAAUCAAAUUUCAGAUCCUUCACACUUCCAGAGUCUGAGAAACUUCUGGGAUACUGGAGCUAAAUUCCAGAGUAGCAUUGACAGGGAAGAUGAUUCUUUGCCAAAUAAUACUAGAUCAAUAAUCUAUGAAAGAAAAUCAAAGGAAGAUAAAAAAGGCAGAGAUAACAUGAGCAAGCAAGAGUUAAUUAAACAACAAAACCAAACACCUGAGAGAGAAAAAACACAGAAACUAGAUUCUGUAGUAUGCAAAAAAUCUCUAGGAUCUCCUAUCCUAAGAGGUCUGAAUGUGACACACACAAAAAAUACAGACUCUCUCCAGCUGGAUAGCCAGCCAGUUAUCUCAAAAUCACAGGAGAAGAUGGGUCUUCCAGAGCAUGAAGUUAGAGAAUGUACAGAUAAAAGCAUUGUUUCAUCAAAAGAUAAUCCCCUUGAGGGCUCCCCAAGGCCUCAAGCUGGUUUGGAGAACCUUCUCGAAGAAACCCUUGUAUCUCAACCUUCUGAAUACAGAAGGGUGGGAAUGAAAACAUAUGAUGAGUCAAAUAGUAUAUCACAAAAUAACUGCAGUGUAGCAUCAGCACACCAAGAAACUACUGGUCCACCUGAAGAGGUCCAUGAGACUAUAGAGAAGUAUGUAGCUGGAUCCAAGGUCAACAGUUUGAGUUCUGCUCUACAGAAGCUGCUGGAGGAGGCUUCUGAAGCACCCCUUCCUAAACCCAAAUUUGCCGACAGCACAGCAUGGGGGACUGCUGAGUAUCAAGUUAAAAGGACAAUGUGUGAACAUGGUGGAGAAGUGCCACAGGAAAUCAGUGAGACUGUAGAAAGGUCCGUUGCCCCAUCCAAGGCCAGUGGCUUGAGUUCUGCUUUAGAGAGGCUGCUGAAGGAGGCCUCUGAAACGCCCCCUCCUAAACCCAAAUGGGCUGACAGCACAGAGCAGAGAACUGCUGUGGUGCAAGACAAAGGCAUGACUUAUGAGCAUGGUGAAGAGGUGCAGCAGGAAAUCAGUGAGACUGUAGAAAGGUCUGUUGCCCCAUCCAAGGCCAGUGGCUUGAGUACUGCUUUAGAGAGGCUGCUGAAGGAGGCCCCUGAAGCACCACCUCCUAAACCCAAACGUGCUGACAGCACAGUGCAAAGGACUGCUGCGGCACAAGUUAAAAGUACAACUUAUGAGUGUGAUGGGGAGGUGCUGCAGGAAAUCCAUGAGAUUGUAGAAAAGUCUGUUGCCCCAUCUUCAGACAGUGGCUUGAGUUCUGCUUUAGAGAAGCUGCUGAAUGAGGCCUCUGAAACACCCCUUCCUAAGCCAAAACAUGCUGACAGCACAGUACAGAGAACUCUGGAGGUGGAAGCUAAAAGCAUGACCUAUGAGCAUGGUGGAGAGGUAGCUCAGGAAAUCAGUGAGAAUAUAGAAAAGUCUGUUGCCCCACCCAAGGCCAGUAGCUUGAGUUCUGCUUUAGAGAGAAUGCUGAAGGAGGCCCCUGAAACCCCCUCUCCUAAACCUAAAUGUGCUGAGAGCACAGUACAGGGGACUGCUGAGGUGAAAGCUAUGAGCACAGCCUAUGAGCAUGAUGGAGAGCUGCUGCAGGGAAUUGGUAAGACCACAGAAAGAUCUGCACAGUCCAACACUGAAUACACAGGGUCUGAUGUUAAUUUUCAGAAUCAACCAAAAGAGGUUUCUGAAACACCAGCUUCUGUGCUGGAAAAUAUAGAUAAGAAAAUGCAUGAUAAAAUACAGACUAGUGUAGGUAUACAUGUUCCACAUCAACAAGACAGAGAUCACCCUCAAGAAAUACAAGAAACAGUAGAAAAAACCUCUGUUUCAAAUAUAGCAAAAUUUGGUGAAUUCAGUCGCUCUUUAGAAAAACUUCUUUGGGAAGUAUCUGCAGUUUCAUGUCCAAUACCCAGAGACUUAUAUCAGCAAGAAGAAGUUGAGGAUUGUACAUUUCCCUCAGAGAAAGGGACUCUAUUCAUGAGAAGGUCACAGCCAUAAAAUGCCCUAAGUAGCUAUGAUACACAAAUGAAGAUAGUUCUCAAAGUGGGAGCUCCAGAAAAGACCGUCAAAGCCUCAGUUAAUGAUCUUGCAGUAAGUGAAAUUGAAGCUUCUGGUCUUAAAAGAGAUGGAGCUAUUAACAAAAUAGGGGAGAGAAACAUGGUUUCAUUUCAUCUUUGUUCCUUGGAAGGCAAGACAAAUAUGGUCGCAAUCAAACCAUUUGAGAUAAAUGAAAAAGGGAUGAUUGAAAGCACGUUCUUGGAGGCUUCUGAACAGAAUUCAGAAUUUCAAGCACUGAUGAAUUUCGGAAGAACAACUACAGCACUUAAAGAUGAGAUCAACUACCCCCAGCCAGAAGAAUCUCAGUUCUGCUUAAUGUCUCAACAUGAGGAUAACAAUGAAGAGGAAGGCAGCAACAUAAAUUUGGGAUCCAAGUUUUCAGAUGAAAACUCUGAUUCUCACUCUGGAACUCUGAAUAGAACACGUUCUGAAGAAGGAUUAAACCCUGUUUUGAUGGCUUUGAAAAGGAGUGCUGAUAGGAAAAAGCCUUCCAAAAGUCUAGAGGACAUUCCAUCAGCUACCUCAAAUAAAGAAAAAAUAAAUAAACCAAAGGAAGAAUUAGUUCUUAGUGAUGAAGAUGGUCUGAAACCUAAUCAGCAUCAAGAGAGGACUGAAACUGCAGCAGGAAUUUCCACAGUGACUUCACAGCCUGCUAAACUCUUUUCCAACCCCGAAAAACUCAAAGGACUGAGCAAGUCAGUACCAUCAUUCUUACAGGAAGAGAGUGAUGACAGAGAGACAGAUACAGCAUCAGAAAGCAGUUAUUCCUUUGGCAGAAUCAAGAAGAGUCCCAGCUCUCUAACCAAUCUUAGCAGCUCUUCUGGCAUGGCCUCCUUAUCCUCUGUGAGCGGCAGCCUAAUGAGCAUCUAUAGUGCAGACUUUGGCAAUGUUGAUGUGAAGGGGAACAUUCAGUUUGCCAUUGAUUAUGUGGAACAGCUGAAUGAGCUCCACAUCUUUAUUUGCCAGUGUAAAGAGCUGGCAGUAGCAGAUGUUAAGCGACAGCGUUCAGACCCGUAUGUAAAAACCUACCUGCUUCCAGAGAAAUACAGACUGGGCAAACGGAAGACUUCUGUCAAAAAGAAAACUUUUAAUCCAGUCUAUAAUGAAAUACUGCGGUAUAAAAUUGAGAAGGAGCUCCUAAAGAAUCAAAGCCUCAAUAUCUCUGUCUGGCACAAUGAUACCUUUGGGAGGAAUAGCUUCCUUGGUGAAGUGGAGCUGGAUUUAGGAACUUGGGACUGGAAUGAUCCAUCCAAUAAGCAGAUAAACUGGUUUUCUCUCAAGCCAAGGACUUCAGCAGUAACUCUUAAUCUAGAAAACAGAGGGGAGAUGAAACUAGCCCUCCAGUAUGUCCCACAUCCAAUUGGAGGAAAGAAGACUCUAUCUACUGGUGAGGUCCACAUCUGGGUGAAGGAAUGCCAUAACCUCCCUCUUCUGAGAGGCAAUAGGCUCAACUCUUUCAUUAAAUGUACCAUUCUUCCAGACACCAGCAGAAAAAGUCGCCAGAAAACAAGGACAGUUGCAAAAACUACAAACCCGGUAUUCAACCACACCAUGGUCUAUGAUGGCUUUAGACCAGAAGAUUUAAAAGAAGCCUGCAUAGAACUCACAGUCUGGGAUCACAACAAACUAGCAAACCAUUUUCUGGGGGGCCUCCGGAUAGGCCUUGGAACAGGCAAAAGCUAUGGAACUACAGUAGAUUGGAUGGAUUCUACAUCAGAUGAAACUGCCCUUUGGGAGAAGAUGAUGAACUCUCCGAACACCUGGAUAGAAGAUACACUACCUCUCAGGAUGCUUAUGGUUGCAAAAUUGACAAAAUAAGGUGGAUUUUUAUUUGUUAGUGUCAAAAAGAAACCUUGGGAAUGAAAUUAAAAGCAUGGGGGUGGAACUUUAGAAGAGGAACACAGUAGCUUUUUUGUCAGUUUCUGCUCUGUUACUGUUCUGGUUUUGUGCUGUCAGAUGUCACUUUGUAUUUCAAAUUGAACAUCUGCUUGCAGAUCAUUAUGUAAAUUGUAGGGAUUUUAAAAUUAUUCAUGGAAAGCAACUUCAAGAAAGAAGGUGUUUACAGAACUCAGUGUCAGAGGUAGCUGUGAUAUCUGGAUGACUGUGUUGUCUAACUGAAGCAUUGCUGAUCCCUUAAAAAUCCAAAUAACCAGCAGAAAUAUAAGAGCAAGUCAACUGUUUUUGUACAUUGCUAGGAUUUUUCAUGAAGUCUUACUGAUAAAACAGCAACAUUAGUGUUAAAGCUCAUUGGUAUGUGUUUGUAUCUUCAUUAUGCUGUGUCAGAUCUCUCCAGCAUGAAAUAUGGUUGUGAAGAACUCAGUUUUUGCAAGUUCCUCUAGUUGUAAUUGUACAUUUCUAGGACAUGAAAGUUACUCCCCCAAUGAAAGAAGCGUGGCAUGAAAUGGUACUGUCAAUGUCCUAUUCUACAAGGUGCAGAGGACUUUCUUCCAAUGUACUGUAAAAAAUCAGGGUUAUAAAAAAUUUGCUUAUACAUGUGUUAAUCAUCUUGCUAGCAUACAAUACUUAAGUGCUGAAGAUGUAAAGGUGAAACUAUUUUUAUUCCAGUGCUACUCAAAAGGAUCUAAAUGUGCCAGUUUUAGUGAUGACAAAAAUGUUGGGUAUUUAUUCUCCAAAGUGCACUUGUUUGUACCUGUAUCCAUUAGCUUGUUUUGGUUUUUAUUUUUGCAAAAAGUGAACUUACCUGUGCUUCAGCGCCACCGUUAGGAGACUGGUAGGACUGUGGUGGGCUUUGCUUAGUUUUGAGGCAUAGGAAAUAAGACUGCAGUUUGUAACUUGUAGAAAUGCUAGUAGAUAAAUUCAUAAAGUACAAAAUAUAUUCAUUUUGUUUUCUUUUUUUUUAAAUAAAUUCAGCCUAUUUAAAUGAAAUAGGAAUUCAGUUUUAUUACAUGCCAGUGGUUUAUGUUAGCCAUUCAGCAUGCAAUGUAACAAAAUGCAGACAGAAAACAUUUUUGAAAAUAAAUGCACAGUUUUUUACUCCAGCUAAGUCUAAAAUCUGGUGAAAUCUUUUACUUCAGUUAGAGCAGAGGGGAGAAGGGAGCUCUUCACAACUCCAAAACAAUUGCUUGAUUUAAUCAUACAAAUUUAAAUGCUACUUGGUAUUUAUUAUACACUGUGAAUGGAAAAAAGGAAAGAUGCUAUUCAACCUACCAGGGAAUCCACUUUCCUCUUGUCAACCAAGCAGUCUGUGGAGUUUACAAAUGUCAAAAGCAGUUUGCCAGUCUUUGAUAUCUUCCUGCUUCAGGUGUUUUGGAUGAGAUUAGUAGCUGCUGCAGCUUCCACUCUGCCAGAUAUAUAAAAAACACUUUUUGACUAGGGAACAUGUGCACAUGACACUUCAGAACAAUGUAUUCUUACCAACAUGGUACAGUUGCUGCUUUGAUUCUCCAUUCUUGAAGAGCCACUCUUGAAAUUAUGGUGAUUCUGAAAAAGAAUAGGCACCUAAUUUAUUUGUAUUCACUCCUUAUGUGAACUAAUUUUUCAUCUGAAAACAGAGGUUGCUGUGAACAUGACCUUCAGUUUCUCAGGAUUAAUGUUUUUAUUGCAGUUGUAUCUCCUGUGAAGCUCAAAUAUACUGCUAAGUCAAAACAGCUUUGGGUUCUG
This is a messenger RNA of Pseudopodoces humilis (Tibetan ground-tit), 8611 nucleotides long. NCBI's taxonomy places the organism in Eukaryota, Metazoa, Chordata, Aves, Passeriformes, Paridae. The record is from RefSeq and is a predicted model, not a curated record.